Otolemur garnettii (small-eared galago) is the source of this 1810-nucleotide messenger RNA. It is a transcript of the gene NADK2, whose product is annotated as NAD kinase 2, mitochondrial. The transcript has 13 exons. Lineage: Eukaryota; Metazoa; Chordata; Mammalia; Primates; Galagidae. Gene Ontology annotation, molecular function: NAD+ kinase activity. Gene Ontology annotation, cellular component: mitochondrion. The record is from RefSeq and is a predicted model, not a curated record. Gene Ontology annotation, biological process: NAD+ metabolic process; NADP+ biosynthetic process. Bases 76 to 1470 code for a protein of 464 amino acids.
GGGCGGGCGGCGCGCACUCUGGGCGGCGGGAAGAGGAGGCGGGAGCCGAAGCCUGCAGCCGCGGCCCGGCAGACGAUGACUUGCUACCGAGGCUUUCUGCUGGGCAGCUGUCGUCGCGUGGCGGGCGGCGGGGCUGCGGCGCUGAGGGGGCCGGGCGCUGGAGGCCCUGCCGCGCGGCCACGGCUCGGCGGUGACUGCGGCGGCCAGCGGCACCUGGGGCAGGGGCAGCCGCGCGAGCUGGCGGGCUGUGGCAGCCGCCCCGACGGCGGCUUCCGCCCCUCCCGGGUGGUGGUGGUAGCCAAAACCACCCGCUACGAGUUCGAGCAGCAGCGGUACCGCUACGCGGAGCUCUCGGAGGAGGACCUGAAGCAGCUGCUUGCAUUGAAAGGCUCUAGCUACAGUGGACUUCUUGAGCGACAUCAUAUUCACACCAAAAAUGUGGAGCAUAUUGUAGAUAGUUUACGGAAUGAAGGAAUCGAAGUCCGACUAGUCAAGAGGAGAGAAUACGAUGAAGAGACUGUACGGUGGGCAGACGCUGUCAUAGCUGCAGGAGGUGAUGGCACAAUGCUUCUGGCAGCAAGUAAAGUCUUAGACAGACUUAAACCAGUUAUAGGGGUAAACACUGACCCAGAACGGUCUGAAGGUCAUUUAUGUCUGCCUGUUCGAUAUACAAAUUCCUUCCCAGAAGCCUUACAGAAGUUCUAUCGUGGUGAGUUCAGGUGGUUAUGGAGGCAGCGAAUCAGGUUAUACCUUGAAGGGACUGGCAUAAACCCUGUUCCUGUGGACCUUCAUGAGCAGCAACUAAGUUUAAACCAGCACAGCAGAGCCCUUAACAUUGAAAGAGUCCAUGAUGAAAAAUCGGAGGCUUCAGGACCCCAACUUUUGCCAGUGAGAGCACUAAACGAAGUCUUCAUUGGGGAGAGUCUAUCUUCCAGAAUGUCUUAUUCUUGGGCUGUAGCAGUGGACAUUUUAAGAAGAAGUAUACCCACUCUAAAGGGACUGGCUUCCUACUAUGAGAUUUCAGUUGAUGAUGGCCCAUGGGAAAAACAGAAGAGUUCAGGGCUCAAUUUGUGUACUGGAACCGGAUCAAAGGCCUGGUCAUUCAACAUUAAUAGGGUUGCAUCUCAGGCUGUGGAAGAUGUUUUAAAUAUCGCAAAACAACAAGGAAAUCUGGAUCUUCAAUUGAACAGAGAAUUGGUAGAGAAAGUAACAAAUGAAUAUAACAAAUCACUACUCUAUAAUCCAGAAGAACCAAAAAUACUUUUCAGUAUUCGAGAGCCAAUUGCAAACAGAGUUUUCUCAAGCAGUCGUCAGCGUUGUUUCUCCUCAAAGGUUUGUGUUCGUUCUCGUUGUUGGGAUGCGUGUAUGGUUGUGGAUGGAGGAACUUCUUUUGAAUUUAAUGAUGGAGCAAUUGCUUCAAUGAUGAUCAAUAAAGAAGAUGAGCUUCGAACUGUGCUUCUAGAUCAGUGAAGAAUUUCCUCACAUGACAAAUUUUGAUUACUGGAAAAAUAUUUUUAAAGCAGAAACAGACUACCAGUCAUAAAGCUACAUUUUUGGAUUGUUGUUGAGACUGGUUGCCCCUGGGCUCAAAGGUGACAAAGAGUGAGAUUUGUAUUAUUCUGCUGUUAGAUUCAGACAGAAAAGAGAUAUUUACUAUGUAUGUAAGAAAACAGAUGUACUAAACUGAGUAGAAUUGAUAACAGUGAAAUUUCUAUAUUGCUUGCAAUUGGUAACCAAGAAGACUCUUACCUUUUUAAAUUUAGAGAAAGCAGGCUUAAAUAAAGGAUUAAAUGUUUAGGAUUUGAAAUUU